Molecule: messenger RNA, 429 nt
Organism: Marasmius oreades (fairy-ring Marasmius)
Lineage: Eukaryota; Fungi; Basidiomycota; Agaricomycetes; Agaricales; Marasmiaceae
Exons: 2
Coding region: 1-429 (142 amino acids)
Source: RefSeq, a predicted model, not a curated record
AUGACGGCUCGAGCUGAAUCCCGACUAAAGUUCCCUGAUCCACGUCGGGCAUUGCUUGGUCUAUCUUCAGCUCCAGCUGUUCGUGGUCUGGCAGGACCCCGUCUCGUCGUAUUCACCGUCACAGUGGAGGCAGUAUUAAUGGAGGGCGAUAUCGUUGUGGUAUCAAACUCGGAGAACUGUGGUUGGUUGCAUUUUCGGAUCGUACGGGAGAGCGACAAUCGUCUCGUUGUACAACGACUACAAACUGCUUCCGCUGUCAAACCAUCCCCGUUCGUAUUUGCAUUCCCGUUGCAGACCGAACAUUUUGUGGAGGACUGUCGCUGGCCCAUGAUAAGUCGUUUAUCUGAAACGGGCACUCUCCCUGCCAGUGCCUCGCCGCUUUAUACACACUUGACCCACUUGACUGCAACAUUACGGUUUUGCGGGUAA